Rhodofomes roseus is the source of this 1549-nucleotide messenger RNA. RefSeq lists its product as uncharacterized. The coding region runs from base 58 to 1374 and encodes 438 amino acids. Lineage: Eukaryota; Fungi; Basidiomycota; Agaricomycetes; Polyporales; Fomitopsidaceae. The record is from RefSeq and is a predicted model, not a curated record. The transcript is spliced from 7 exons.
CUGAGACGAUCGCUCAAACCAGCCAGCAGCCUCGACUCGCCACACAUCUCCGCCACCAUGAACUUCGGAAAGCCACUCACUCCCGAACAGACUGCGGCCUACCUCCGCACCCUCCCCGCCAUCCGCGAGCGAUGCGGUCGUGUGCAUGCCCUCGCGAAGGAGGACAAGCUCGAGUACUUCACAUACCAUCCUGAGAAGGAGGCGGAUGUGGCGGCGUUCUGUGUGGACAUCAUGAAGCGUGACUUUGGGAACAACUUCGCCUCAAUCCCGCCUCACGGUCGAUGGCGGCACCUAGAUGCAGGUCGACCCCGUGUGGAGCCCCUCAUCAGUAAGUGGAAGGCGUCGGCAAGUCCUCCCGAUGACAAGGAGAUCACCAAGCGACUCCUUGACCUGUUCCUCGUAUCUGUCCUCCUCGACGCUGGCGCCGGGAACAGCUGGACCUACCAUGAAUCCGAGUCCGGUCUGAAGUUCUCCAGAUCUGAAGGUCUCGGGGUCGCCAGUAUCAACAUGUUUGAGGAGGGAUUCUUCUCCUCGGAUAGCCAGAACCCGCACAGAGUUGAUGCGGAGGGCUUGUCGCGCAUCACCCCAGAGCAAACUGCUUCUGCUAUGCAAGUGAGCUCAGGCAACCCGAUGGUAGGUCUGAAAGGCCGCUCGUCGUUACUUGUCAACCUCGCCGACGCUCUACGAGCAAAUUCAACAUAUUUCGGAAGCAGUGCGAGGCCAGGGAACAUUCUCGACUUCCUCGAGUCCGAGUCGAAGCCAGAGGGGCCAACGCGGAAAGUGCACAUCUUCUCUUUGUGGUCGGCUCUCAUCGAAGGCCUUGCGCCGAUCUGGCCCAAGACGCGGACAUCGCUGGGUGGUGUCUCACUGGGCGACGUAUGGCCCUGUGACGCGCUCAAGUCGACGGCGGUGGCGGAGGGAGACGAGCUCGUACCAUUCCACAAGCUUACUGGGUGGAUCACAUAUAGCCUUGUUGAGCCCAUCCAAAAGGUCCUAGGUUGGAAGAUCGAAGGCAUCGAGCACAUGACAGGGCUGCCUGAGUAUCGGAACGGCGGCUUGCUCGUUGAUCUCGGCGUGCUGCAACUGAAGCCGGGCGCUCUGCCCUCCUCGUUCUAUCCUGAUGCUAGUUCUGGCAUUCCCAAGCUGCCGCCUUCUCACCCAGCCAUCGUUGAAUGGCGUGCCAUGACCGUCAUUGAACUUGACCGAAUAGCUGAUGCUAUCCGCCAGAACCUUAGCCUGAGCCUGGCUGAGCUGUCGCUCGCGCAGGUUUUGGAGAGCGCGACGUGGAAGGGCGGGCGCGAGAUCGCGAAGCAGAAGCGGCCCGCCACGGGCGGUCCGCCGAUUGAUAUCGAAAGCGACGGUACGGUGUUUUGAAGCGGCUCGAGAACAUGGUCGGGCAACAAGAGCAUUACUCUGCUAUAAUGCAACUCGUAGGGUUCUAGACAGUCGGAGCUGUAUGCGACCCUCGGUAAAUCUGUGGUAAUUAUUGUAUAGAUGUGACGGCGACAUCAUCAACUCUUUUUAUCGAUACAAAUCGACUACGUUGGAC